Messenger RNA from Kwoniella shivajii, 1260 nucleotides. RefSeq lists its product as uncharacterized. Gene Ontology annotation, biological process: protein secretion. Lineage: Eukaryota; Fungi; Basidiomycota; Tremellomycetes; Tremellales; Cryptococcaceae. Gene Ontology annotation, cellular component: endoplasmic reticulum membrane. The transcript is spliced from 10 exons. Gene Ontology annotation, molecular function: guanyl-nucleotide exchange factor activity; GTPase activator activity; protein binding. The coding region runs from base 1 to 1260 and encodes 419 amino acids. The record is from RefSeq and is a predicted model, not a curated record.
AUGACGAGGACUUCGCAUCAUCCUCAUCCGACACCUUCGUUCCCUGUAUACUGUCUCGAUUGGGCAGAUGAUGAUACCUUGAUACUCGGAGGUGGUGGUGGAGCCAGUAGAAGCGGUAUACAGAAUAAGCUUAAAGUAUGCAAAGUAACGAAAGAUGGUAAAUCAGUCAAGUACCUGUCUGAACAUGUUUUAUCAAAUGAGGAAGAUGCUCCAAUGACUAUAUCGAUAGAUAGGACUGGCAAACAAUUGAUCACUGGUGUAAAUGCUUCUUCAUCAAAUGUCAAAGAAGGGAAGAAUGAACAUUGUAGAGUAUUUGGUUAUUCAGACGAAAGUGUCGAUUUCGUCAAAAGUCAAAAGACCAUAGACGCUGAAUGGUCGGAUGAUUAUCCAUAUCAAAAACUCACAUCACUAUCCCCUUCUUCGACGUUAUUAGCAAUCGGAACAACAGAUGAUAAGGUCACUCUGCUUCACUAUCCUUCACUCGAAGUAUGCAUUCCAACAUUCUUGACUGAUUCGGAACUUGUAGAUCUGGAUUGGGGUGGUGCCAACGGUGAUUGGCUUGGAAUUACAACUACCAAAGCAUUGUUCUUAUACCACGUGAAGAAUGGAGAGAAAGGAAAUACUAAGUUGGAGUUGAAACAAACUAUUUAUACACCAAGUUUGGAUAUAACUCCUGUAGCUUUCAGAUCUGCCAGAUUCUCACGAACUCCUUCAUCUCCGCUGACCAUUCAUGCUAUACUCAACGCUACUAAAUCAGCUAAAAGAGGUGCACCGAGAAAAGCUUUCGCGGUAACCUUUGGUGUCGUUUCACCACCUUCACAUGCACCGUUGACAGAAGAAGAGAUCAAAUCGCAAAACCAACCACCAGAAAAAGGUAAAGGCAAGGAGAAAGAAGGUUCUCAAACUGAAGAAAUUGGUAAAUGGGAUGUGAUUACCAGGAGAGAAGUCGGAGGUAAACCAGUGACUGUUUUUGAUGUCAGUAACGACGGGAAACUACUUGCAUAUGGUUGUUCCGAUCUCUCUAUAGGUAUACUAGAUUCAAAGACUUUGGCUCCCCUCCUGAAAAUCCUACAUGCACACUCAUUCCCACCUACUGCUCUUCGGUUCAAUCCCUCGGCCACAUUGCUCGUAUCUGCAAGUGCAGACAAUACGAUUAGAGCAAUUGUCGUUCCCGCAUCUUUCGGAGGAGUGUCAAUGACCGUUAUCGCUCUCUUAUUGGCUAUAUUGAUUUUGCUGGUCGCUUUGGUUUUGAGGCGAUAG